Molecule: messenger RNA, 384 nt
Organism: Morchella sextelata
Lineage: Eukaryota; Fungi; Ascomycota; Pezizomycetes; Pezizales; Morchellaceae
Exons: 1
Coding region: 1-384 (127 amino acids)
Source: RefSeq, a predicted model, not a curated record
AUGAAAAUCCAACUCCGCAUCAUCACCUCCUGGCCCGAAAAAGUCCCUCCCCCACAAACUUCCCCCCUCGCGGCCGCCCGCCUCGCAGUCUUAGACUUCUGCCAAGAGCUCCGCGACACCAAGACCAGGCACUUCGCCUUCCGAGCCCAGAUCCAAGAACGUCUAAACCACGAUAUAUCAUUCCACCACUUCUGUGCCGUUGAGAAGCUGUGUAGCGAGGAUGUGCUUUGCCAGAUGCAUGACAAUAACGUGACCCGGUUUAGGAACUUUGCUGAGAUGCGGCGGAUGUGGGGCUUUCGGGAGAAGACGCUCUUGGAGAGGUUGUUUGAGCUUGAGAGGACUGUGUGGAGAUUGGAGAUUCAGGGUUUGCAUAUGACGGACUAG